AUGAUCAGAGGUAAAAUGACGUUGGAACGGAGUAGUCACGUAGGGUGCUAGUAUACCGCAGGGGAACGUAACGCUUGAUCCAAUCUUUCUUAGAAUUUAAUGUUUUUGUCAGUAACAGUAUGUGAUGUUUGGUCUUCUUAGAAAUAGAUUUUUGAAAAUGAAAAGUGGACAUUUUAGGAGCCAUGUUUGGGAUCCUAAACUACUUUGCUUACAAAUAGUGGCAAUGCAAAGCCAGUUUUACUUCAUGUUUGGGAUGUGGACUUACCUUAUGGACAUCAUAGGAAGAUUUGAUGCGUCAAUGGACCAGUUAUUUACACAGACUGAUCUUGACUUGCUUGAAGACUCGGGAAGAGUUCAAGUUAUUGCUUUUCUUUUGAAUAGCCUAACAAGUGCUGUAGCUUUAUGGUACAUUGUCCAAAGAGCGAAACUUUGUUUGGACUUUGCAGUGACAGCGCACUUCUUUCACUUCUUAGGCUGCUGGAUAUUUAAUCAUCACAUUCCACAGACUCUCCCUUGGUGGAUUUUGAAUGUGAUAGGAUGUGCUUUAAUGACCGUGUGCGGUGAAUUCUUGUGUAUGAGAACAGAAAUGAAGGCCAUUCCUCUAGCAAUGGCAGGGGCCAAAGUGGAUUUGUAAAUAUCAUUCAUAUCCACAAACGUUGUCCUUGUGCAUUCUGUAUGACAAAAAUGUUCAUAAUCAUGCUAUCAUUUGAACAAAAAAAAUUUUCAUCUUGAUCACCUAUAUUAUUUCAAGUCAAGUAAAUGAUAUUGACAUACCAUUUCUUGUUAUAGCUCUUGCAGUUAAGAAUGUAGAAGCUUGAUUGAUAGAUAUAAUCCAUCUAUUUUUCAAAGUUCUUUUAAACACCUAUUGUAAAGUAUGUAUGUUAACUUCAUGGUUUAUUUAUGUGCCCAGCACCUUCUAAACUAAUGAUGUUUAUGACUGUUGUUUAAGCAUACACCAUGUUCAGUUUUUCAUCUGUGCUUUUAAACAAUAUUAAACUGAGAAUAAAGACUUGAAAAAGCA
This is a messenger RNA of Saccostrea cuccullata (small rock oyster), 1021 nucleotides long. Its product is annotated as protein SYS1 homolog. The record is from RefSeq and is a predicted model, not a curated record. Gene Ontology annotation, biological process: Golgi to endosome transport; protein localization to Golgi apparatus; Golgi to plasma membrane protein transport. The transcript has 3 exons. Gene Ontology annotation, cellular component: trans-Golgi network; Golgi membrane. Lineage: Eukaryota; Metazoa; Mollusca; Bivalvia; Ostreida; Ostreidae. Bases 125 to 634 code for a protein of 169 amino acids.